Molecule: messenger RNA, 3435 nt
Organism: Necator americanus (New World hookworm)
Lineage: Eukaryota; Metazoa; Nematoda; Chromadorea; Rhabditida; Ancylostomatidae
Exons: 28
Coding region: 1-3435 (1144 amino acids)
Biological process (GO): translational initiation
Cellular component (GO): mitochondrion; cytoplasm
Molecular function (GO): GTPase activity; GTP binding; translation initiation factor activity
Source: RefSeq, a predicted model, not a curated record
AUGCCUCCAAAGAAAGGAGGUGGAAAAAAGAGUAAAAACGAUGAAUGGGAUGAUGAGGCUGCUGAACGAAAAUUAGCCUCUCUUAUGGCAAAGAAAGAGGAUGAGGAGAUAGAUUGGGAUGCAGAAAGUGAUGAUGAACCUGUACAACCUAUAAAACCUACUGCAGGCAAAAAAACGGCAUUUGCAAUGUUGAUGGAUGAUGAUAAUGAUGACGACGAUAGUGACGCUAAAUCCCAUUCAGAUGCGGAGGAAGUUGAGAAGGUGGAGGACAAGAAACCUCAAAAACAAGAGAAGAAAACGGAGAAAAAGGUAGACGGUCCCGCUCAAACGAAACAAGACAAGAAGAAGGGCAAAAAAGGGAAAAAGGGGAAACAAGAAGAUGACGAUGAUCUUGAUGCAAUUUUGGCUAAUUUGGAAAUGAGUGAAAAAUCUGCUCCGGCAGGCAAAAGCAAAAAGAAAGGUGGGAAGAAAGAUGAACCCGAAUCAGCUGUAACCGUCGAAGGAAGUAAAGAAGGAACUCCUGCAUCGACAGAGUCUGCUCCAGUUGGGUCUGCUCCGGUAGUAGACGUGCCAGAAACAACUGAAGUGGCUGGAGAUGAAGGCAAAAAGAAGAAAAAGAAGAAGAAGGACAAGAAAAAGGGAGAGGUAGAAGACGAGCAGGAAAAAGAGGAGAAAGAGGAAGAGGCGAAAGAGGAGGUGAAGGAACAAGCUGGUGGCGAUGCCGAGGAGGGGGAAGAUGAAGAUGAUGUUGUCAAAGACAAAAAGAAGAAGAAGAAGGACAAGAAGAAGGAUAAGAAAAAAGCUGACAAAGAGGAGAAGGAUGAAGGGAAAGGGAAGAAGAAGAAACAUGUCGACAUGAUCAAAGAACUCUUACGAGCGAAACAAGAGGCUGAAGAAGCUGAACUCCGACGACAAAAAGAAGAAGAAGAACGUUUAGAAGCAAUAGCCAAGGCUAAAGAAGAAGAGGAGCGCCUGGCAAAAGAGAGACGAGAAGCUAAAAAGGCUAAAGAAAAAGCAGCAAUUGAGCGAAAGAAAGCUGAGGGAACAUACCUGACCGCUGCCCAGAAAGAGAAACAGCGAAUAGCUGCUGCAAAAUUGGCCGCAGCUGGCUUGGCGAAACCAGCACCGACAGCGGUUAGCGACCAGGUCAUCUAUGCGAAUCUUGAUCGACGUGCCAAGAAGAAGUUACAGGAGCAACGUAUGAAGGAGCAACAGUUGAGGGAGCAAAAAGAGAAAGAAGAUGCUGCGGCUAAGCUAGCAAAAGAAGCAGAAACUCCUCCACCAUCGAAGGAAGAAACCCCAGAGUCGAAGUCACCAACACCUGCUAAAGAAGAGCUUCUCGAUGACUGGGAGAUGGCUGAGGAGGAAACUAAUAAAACAGUCGAGGAGUCAGAGAAGACGGAAAUGAAGCCAGCUUCUCGAGUUGUGACUGCUACUUCAGAUGAGAAAAGCCUUACGGCGAAGUCAGAAGAAUCCGAAGAAGAAUCGUCUGAAGAAGAAAGUGAAUCAGAUGAGGAAAGUGAAAGUGAGGAGGAGUCUUCAAGUGAUGACGAGUCUCCUAAAGCAAAAAUCACAAAGGAAGAACAAAUGGACCUAGUACGACAACGAUUGGCUAAAAGACGUGAAUUGGCAGAAUCCAAAAGGUCUACUGACAAUCUUCGUGCUCCGGUUAUUUGCGUUCUUGGUCACGUUGACACAGGAAAGACAAAAAUGUUGGACACCAUCCGUCGAACGAAUGUGCAGGAUGGUGAGGCGGGAGGUAUUACGCAGCAGAUAGGUGCUACACAGGUCCCAGCUGAUGCGAUUAAGGAACGUUGUAAACAAGUUCGUGAUUUCACCCCCGAAUUAGUUAAGAUCCCUGGUUUUCUGAUUAUUGACACUCCCGGUCACGAGAGUUUCUCGAAUUUACGAUCCCGUGGAUCGUCACUAUGUGAUUUUGCGAUUCUUGUCGUGGACAUCAUGCACGGUCUUGAGCCGCAAACAAUUGAAUCUUUGAAGCUGUUACUCAAAAGGAAAACACCUUUCGUUGUCGCACUUAACAAGAUUGAUCGUCUCUAUGGUUACGAGUCCAACCCCCGAAAAGAUGUUUACCAACAUAUGAAAUCUCAACCACAAAACACACAACUUGAGUUCAAAGAGCGCUAUGAAAAGAUUGUUGGAGAAUUCGCCGAGCAGGCAAUUAAUGUGUGUUUGUCAAAUCAAAACAAAAAUGUCGAUGAGUACGUCAGUAUGGUACCAACAUCUGCGUAUUUGGGAGAUGGAAUAGGAAACUUGAUGGCAUUCAUUGUAGCGACAACACAAAAAUAUCACGCUGAAAAGUUGUCGUUCUGUGAAGAGUUGGACGCUACCGUAAUGGAAGUGAAAGCUAUCCCUGGACUGGGAACUACUAUUGACGUUAUUCUUGUGAACGGUCGGCUAAAAGUUGGAGAUAUUAUCGUGAUAACCGGGACCGAUGGCGCCAUUAUGACCCCUAUUAGAGAGUUGCUUAUGCCGCAACCAUUGAAAGAACUUCGUGUAAAAAAUGAAUAUGGCCAUUAUAAAGAAAUACAGGGUGCUCAAGGCGUGAAGGUAUUGGCUAAAGGACUCGAGAAAGCCUUGGCGGGUCUCCCGCUGUUUGUUGCUCACAAGGUCGACGAGAUCGACUUCUUGAAGCAGGAAGCCGAAGCUCAACUGAGCCAAGCGCUUAUGUCAAUUAAAAAGAAGCGCGAAGGUGUGUAUGUCCAAGCCAGCACACUAGGUUCAUUGGAGGCACUGUUAGAAUUUUUGAAGACGCAGAAGAUUCCGUACUCGAAUGUCAACAUUGGUCCAGUUCACAAAAAAGAUGUCCAAAAAGCAGCUGCUAUGUUGGAACACAAGCCAGAGUUUGCCUGUAUUUUGGCAUUUGACGUGAAAAUUGAACGAGACGCACAACUAUACGCCGAUCAAGAGAAAGUGAAGAUCUUCCAAGCGGAUAUCAUUUAUCACUUAGAAGAUAACUUCCUUAAGUAUAGGGAAGAACUACGGCUAAAAGCACGAAGAGAAAACGAACAUCUAGCUAUAUUCCCAUGUAAAUUACGCGUUCUACCCCAGCAUGUGUUCAACGCCAGGAACCCUAUAGUCUGCGGUGUUAGCGUUGAAGCUGGACAACUCAAACGUGGAACUCCUAUUUGUGUGCCUAGUAAGGAUUGCAUCUUUUUGGGAUCUGUUGCAUCGAUUGAGAGAAAUCAUGAAGAAAUACAACUAGCGAAAGCUGGCGAUGAAGUCUGCAUUAAGAUAGAAAACACCACCGGUGAAGCUCCAAAACUAUACGGGCGACAUUUCAAUCAUGAAGAUCCACUAGUCAGUCGAAUAUCCCGUGAUUCCAUUGAUGCCUGUAAAACCUAUUUCCGAGAUGAUCUAACUCGUGCCGAUUGGCAACUAGUGGUUGAAUUGAAACGUCUUCUUGAUAUACAUUAA